Schistosoma intercalatum is the source of this 3504-nucleotide messenger RNA. The record is from the annotation of a GenBank genome assembly. NCBI's taxonomy places the organism in Eukaryota, Metazoa, Platyhelminthes, Trematoda, Strigeidida, Schistosomatidae.
AUGUUUGAACUGGGCAUAUGUACGCAAAUAUUGAAUGCUAGAAGAUUAAGCGCUUUAUUUCGUUUGUCGUUACGUUUUCAUCGUAGGAUGUGUGGAAUAUUUGCGUACCUAAAUUAUCAAGUUCCGGUUACACGUCAAGUCAUCGUAAACACUUUGCUCAAUGGCUUACAUCGAUUAGAAUAUCGUGGUUAUGAUUCUGCAGGACUAGCAGUCGAUGCCGUUUGCUCAGAACAGAAUGACUUAUCUAAUAAUGAUGGGUCUCACAAAACGUUUACUCGAGUUGUUCGUUGUAAAGGAAAAGUAGCAUCACUGGGACAAGCUGUUAAAGAGUUUCUAACCGAUCAUGACUUUCCAAAUGAACUAAUCACAACACAUGUUGGCAUAGCGCAUACUCGAUGGGCAACUCAUGGGGAGCCAAAUGAAGUAAAUGCUCAUCCCCAACGUUCUGGACCUGACAACGGGUUCGUUGUAGUGCACAAUGGUAUUAUAACCAACCACGUAGAUCUUAGGGCAUUACUGAGUCGUCGCGGUUAUAUAUUUGAAUCUGAAACAGAUACAGAAGUGAUUCCAAAAUUUAUGCAAAUGAUUUAUGAUUCACAUAAAGAAAAUCCUAUUACCUUUUUAGAAGUUGUUGAAUUGGUUGCUCAGCAACUGGAAGGAUCGUUUGCAUUGGCAUCCAAAAGUUGUUACUACCCUGGUGAAUGUGUUGUGGCAAGGCGGGGUUCACCAAUGUUGGUUGGAAUUAAAAGUCCGCAUGAAUUGACAAUGAAUCAUAUACCAGUGUUUUAUAAACCGAAUAGUUCUAACACUAAAUAUAAUAUUCGACCGUUAUCCAAUGAUGGGCACGUUGACUUAGGAGAUUCAUCAAUGGAACAGGUGACACAUUUUUUGAGUGGCGCAGAUGGUCAUCGAGAAAUCGAGUUUUUCUUUGCAAGUUGUGCAAGUGCAUUAAUUGAACAUACUGACAAAGUUAUUUUUCUAGAAGAUGAUGAUGUAGCGGCUGUUCGUAAUGGUCAACUGACAAUUCAUCGUUUAUCAAGAAGUGCAUCAGCGACACGUGAAGUUGUUACCUUACAAAUGGAAUUACAACAGAUUAUGAAAGGCAAUUAUGAUUAUUUUAUGCAAAAAGAAAUUUUUGAACAACCAGAAUCAGUGUUGAAUACAAUGAGAGGUCGAAUAAAAUUCGAUAUGAAUACUGUGAAAUUAGGUGGUCUCGCUGAACAUCUAAGUGCAAUACGUCGUUGCCGUCGACUCAUAUUCAUUGGCUGUGGAACUAGUUAUCAUAGCGCAGUUGCAACUCGUGCACUCAUUGAAGAAAUGUCUGAACUACCAGUUAUGGUUGAAUUAGCUAGUGAUUUGUUAGAUCGUAAAACCCCAAUAUUUCGUGAUGAUGUUUGUGUAUUUAUAAGUCAGUCAGGUGAAACAGCAGACACUUUGUUAGCUAUGCGUUAUUGUAUCAAACGUGGAGCACUUGCUCUUGGUAUCACAAACACUGUCGGUUCAUCAAUAUCACGCGAAUCACAUUGUGGUGUACAUAUCAAUGCUGGACCUGAAAUUGGAGUGGCUAGUACUAAGGCAUAUACAAGUCAAUUAAUUGCCUUGGUAAUGUUUGCUUUAGUCUUAUCUGAAGAUCGCAUCUCUAUUCAACCAAAGCGUAUUGCAAUUAUUGAAGCACUAUCUAAGUUGUCUGAUCAGAUACGUUCCAUAUUAAAGUUAGAUUCGUCAUUACAAGAAUUGGCUAAAACAAUUUAUAUGAAAAAGAGCAUUUUAGUCAUGGGUCGUGGUUAUAACUAUGCUACUUGCCUGGAAGGCGCAUUGAAAUUAAAAGAAUUAACUUAUAUGCAUGCAGAAGGUAUUAUGUCUGGUGAAUUGAAACAUGGUCCAUUAGCAAUGAUUGAUAGUGAAAGCACUAUUAUAAUGAUUAUAACACGUGAUCGUUUAUUUAAAAAAACAUUGAAUGCAUUGUCAGAAAUCAGAGCACGAAAGGGUCAUCCGAUUGUUAUUUGUAAUGAAGGUGAUUCACAAGUUAUGGCAGAUGCAUCAUAUGCUAUUCAAAUACCUGAAACAGUUGAUUGUUUACAAAGUGUACUAGCAGUUAUUCCAUUGCAGUUGAUUUCAUUUCAUAUUGCAGUACAACGUGGAUUAGAUGUUGAUUGCCCUCGAAAUUUGGCGAAAUCUGUAACAGUUGAAUAAUUGAUUAUUCGAAUACAUAUCAAAUCAUCUCAUUGAACUUUGAUCACCUUAUAAACACAGCAAUUUGAUGAUUUAUUAACUAGGUCUAUAAUUAUUCGUUUAUUACAAACUCAAACUUUGUCUUCACAUGGACACAUUCUCAUUUUAUGCUCUUAAUAUAAUUAUAUUUCAAUCUUUUAUAAAUUGUCUUUCUACUUUCCUGUAACUAUGAAUUUUAUUUCUAUUUUGUAUCAGUUACACUAAUUGAUGAAUAUUUAUGAAAUGUUGAACACCAUAACUUAGUUGCUUAUUUAUUGGUUAAGGUAUUGAUUCUAGUAUACACACAAAAAAGGGCUUUCGUAUUUUAAAAUUUUGUUAUAUUCAAGUUCUUUAUUUUCAUUAUAUUUUCUUGUUGUUGUCAAGGUUUUUUUUGUUUGUUAUCACUUAGGUAAAUCGCUUUUUGUUUUUAAAUUAUAAAAAGCAAGCGUUCUGAUCGGUUUCUUCAUGAAUUUUUAUUAUUAUAUUAUUAAUACUGAUGUAUGUUCGUGAUUUCUUCACACACACACACACACACACAAAUCGUCUAUACUCAAUUGUGUCUUGAUUAAUUUAAGUCCUUCAAAUAAAUUGCAGUGUCAAUCAAUUCAAGUCCCAGACCCAUUUUCAUCAUUAAAGUUUACAAGUUAUACUGAACUACACAUAAGUUUGUUUCCUAGUCUCGUGCUUUAGGGUUUGGGAUUUAAGGUGAUUUCUGCACAUAACCUACAAAUUAUUAAAUAUACUUGCCGUUGCCGUUAACAUUAUCUAUAUUUUAGGGUCGAAACUAGAAAUAGGCAAUCACGAUGUCCAUAUCUGAAACAGCAAUUAAGUCUGCAAGCGAGUUUUAUGAUUUAAACUAUCUGUCAAGGAUAAGCAAUAACCUGCGUACCUAAUCUUCAGUUGGUUUUUCCCUAUGUUAUCAACUGAUUCUACUAAGAUAUGGUUUCAUCAACUACUUAUUUCGAUUUCUUGAAAACAUUUUAGUUUAUAGUCUGCUUAUGCUUGUUAUCACCAAUGAAAUGAAGUAUCUUAUUUGCGUUAGAUGUAUUACUAUCUAAUUCAGACAAUAUAUUCAUUUGACAAUUGUAAGUCUGCCGAUUUUGAUAAAUCCCGAAACCCUUAUUUAUUGGAACAUGAUUAGUAAUCGAUUUAUCAUCGGUCUUUAUUUCAUUCAUACUUUAUCUUACAGUAAAUUUUGUAGUUCAGCAUUCUGUUACGUGUUGUCGUAAAACGUAUAUUUCAAUAUUUUGUCUUUCUCGCUUUCAUAAAUAUUUAAAUUUGUACUGACUUUAA